This is a messenger RNA of Phaeodactylum tricornutum CCAP 1055/1, 896 nucleotides long. RefSeq lists its product with no specific name. NCBI's taxonomy places the organism in Eukaryota, Bacillariophyta, Bacillariophyceae, Surirellales, Neidiaceae. The record is from RefSeq and is a predicted model, not a curated record. Bases 1 to 819 code for a protein of 272 amino acids. The transcript has a single exon.
AUGCAAUCCGCUUUGGAAUUAAGGCUCGGCGAGUACGAAGCACAGGGUAAAGUAUCCCGACGCGACUACGUGCACUUUCAGUCACUCCUACAAAAGCAUCCUUCCUAUCGAGCCAACAUAGAGCGCGAGCUUGAUUUGAUGAUUGCGCGACAAGAGUCCUUGCAUCACCACGAUUCAUCGUCAUCGGCCACUUCUACUGCUAGUCGCUCCUCGACUACUGAAGCCACCUCUUCUUUGGCAAGCUCCUCUCCUUCAUCGAUUCUACGAAAAAAAUCUGCGGGAUCUUUGCACGUGACUUGGGUCGAUCGAGACCGUCGUGACCUUGAAGUGGUUUCGACAAAAGAAACACUAAGAGGGACAAAGCACUCUUCUGCAACGGAACUCUUGUCGAAAUUGAGUUUUGAAGACAAGGAAAAUUCUCAUGUUCCUUUGGCACCAUCUGUACUGGGUAAACAAGCCAUUCUGGAGCGAGUGGAUAGAAUUUUGCGUCCUAAAGAUGUACAAGGAAAACUUUCAUUGGAUGAAAUUAAAACACUCUUUGUCGAAAUGUGCUUCUUCGCUCGUCUUGGCUUUGUACAACCUCCUUCGUGUCUUCACUGUUCCUACCGAGAGAGCAUCAAUAGAAAGGAACGAUCGGCAGCUUGUACACGGUGGGUAAUUUGGCGUCGAAACGCGACGGUCGUUUUACACCCAGACCGAAUCAGCGAUGACCUCAUAAUAUUGCUGCAAUGUCGGGCAGCGCGACAGCUGUUGCGUGGGGAAAUGGUCGACGGAUGUUGUUGGAAUGCGAAGUCGAAGCAAGUUGAAUCGAGGCGCUGACUUUUUUUGUUGGAACCUUCGUUGGAACCUUCUAAACGUAGGGAUUGACAGCGACCUAAUACAUGCACUUUUGUUUC